AUGCCUCACAAAAAGAAGAGUAAACUCCGUUUCCGUGAGAAACAUCGCCAGGCCCGAGAGGAUGCUCAGGCCACUGCAGCGGAGGAGAAAGCGUCAACUCCCUCCUCCUUGCCUCCUGGGGAGGGUUCUCCCCAGGAGCCUCAGAGAGCACCAGCCAGCACCGCUGGUGCUGCAGGAGCUUCCUGCACCAGAGCUGUUGAGGGUGCCCAGAGCCAAGAUGAAGCAAGUGCAAGUUCCUCUGCAGCUGGUGUCCAGAGCUCCCAGAUAGAUCCUCUAACCAGAAGAGUAAACAUGCUGCUGCAGUUCCUGCUGGAAAAGUACAAAAAGAAAGAGCCCGUUUCCAAGGCAGAGAUGAUAAAGAUCAUCAGCAAAAAGUACAAGAAGCACUUCUCAGAGAUAUUACAGAGAGUCACUGAGCACAUGGAGCUGGUCUUUGGCCUUGAUCUGAAAGAAGCGGACUCCAAAGCUCAAGUCUACGUGAUUGUUAGCAAGUUGCAGCUCAGCAGGGAGGAGAAUCUGAAUGAUAGCCUGUUUCCCAAGAACGGGAUGCUGAUGCCCCUCCUGUGCAUGAUCUACAUGAGAGGCAACAGAGUUAGCGAGGAGGAGGUCUGGAAGUUUCUAAAGAAGCUAGAGAUCUAUGAUGGGGAGAUGCACUUCAUCUUUGGGGAUCCCAGGAAGCUCAUCACUGAAGCUCUAGUGCAAGAAAAGUACCUGGAAUAUCAGCAGGUGCCCGGCAGUGAUCCUCCACGCUUCGAGUUCCUGUUGGGACCCGGGGCCCACGACAACAAGACCAAGAUCCUGGAGUUUUUGGCCAACUUCAAUGCUUUUUGA
Molecule: messenger RNA, 831 nt
Organism: Elephantulus edwardii (Cape elephant shrew)
Lineage: Eukaryota; Metazoa; Chordata; Mammalia; Macroscelidea; Macroscelididae
Product: melanoma-associated antigen B1-like
Exons: 1
Coding region: 1-831 (276 amino acids)
Biological process (GO): negative regulation of transcription by RNA polymerase II
Cellular component (GO): nucleus
Source: RefSeq, a predicted model, not a curated record